AUGGAAAGAAGUAGACGCCCUGGCUGUGAUGCAUUUACUUUCACAGGAUUUAGAAAUUGGAAAAAAGUCAAUAAUGGAAAGAAUUGUGCCUUUUUGAAUCAUGUUGGAGAAGAUCCUUGCUCACCACACAACAAUGUUGUGAAAUAUUGUGAUGAUCUAUUGAAUGAAUCAGUGCAUAUAGAUAAAGUGAUGAAUGUGCAAAGUUCUGAACAAAUUCUAAAUAAUCGAUCGCGGGUGAAAACUUCUAUUGAUACUGUUCGGUGGCUCACCUUUCAAGGGUAUCCUUUUAGAGGUCAUGAUGAAACCCUUCAAUCAAAAAAUCGAGGAAAUUUCCUUGAGAUGAUUAGAAUUUUGGCAUCUUAUAAUGAUAAGAAGGAGAUUCUGCAUGUUAUUGCAAGUAAAGUGCAAAGUAAGAUUUGUGAAGACAUUGGGGAUUCCAAAUUUUGUAUUAUUGUUGAUGAGUCAUGUGAUGAGUCAAAGAGAGAGCAAUUGGCUCUUGUUUUGAGAUUUGUUGACAAUGAUGGCUUUAUACAAGAACACUUCUUUGAUCUUUCUCAUGUUAAAGACACUGCUGCAUUGACCCUGAAGAACGAAAUAUAUGUUAUUCUUUCUCAUCAUUGUCUUGACAUUCAAAAUAUUCGUGGACAAGGAUAUGACAGUGCUAGCAACAUGUGUGGUGAAUGGAAAGGAUUGCAAGCCUUAGUUCUUAAUGAUUGUCCUUAUGCAUACUAUGUGCAUUGCUUUGCUCGUCGGUUACAAUUAGCAUUAGUUGCUGCAUCAAGAGAGGUAAUCUCUAUCCAUGAAUUCUUCUUGAAUUUAAAUUUCAUUAUCACUACAGUUGGUUCUUCAUGUAAACGUAAUGAUGAAUUAAGAGCUGCUCAAGCUGCAGAAAUUGCUAGAAUGUUAGCUAUUGAUGAACUUGAAACAAGAACAGGAGCAAACAAAAUUGGGACUCUAAAACGGGCUGGAGAUUCUCGUUGGGGGUCUCAUUUUAAUUCUAUUUGUAGCCUAAUGAGGAUGUUUGGUCCAACUUGUUUGGUGCUUGAAAAUAUAAAGGAAGACGGGUCCACCUACUUGCAACGUGGAGAUGCAAAUAAAUCUCGAGACAUCUCAAAUGCCCAAAAUUUAGUUUCAACAACAAAGGCACUCAUCCAAAAUUUAAGAGUAGAUGGCUGGGAUAAUUUUCUUGAGAAUGUCAUAGGAUUCUCCAAAAUAUUUGAAAUUGAUAUUCCAAAUCUAAGUGCUCAAUAUGUUGAAGGUAGAAGUCGUAAGAAAAGGGAUCAUGUUACAGUGGAGCAUCAUUAUCAUUUUGAAAUAUUUAAUGCUACAAUAGAUGUUCAAUUGCAAGAGCUUGACAAUAGGUUUGGUGAACAACCAAUAGAACUCUUGACACUUUGCUUUGCUUUGGAUCCAAAUGAUGCUUACAAAUCCUUUAAUGUGGAUGAUAUAUGUCGUCUUGUUGAGAAAUAUUAUCCUCUUGAUUUUUCUAAGUGUGAUAGGACUGGUUUGAAAAUUCAAUUGAAGCUAUUUGAGCAUGAUGUGCAAAAUCAUUUGAAGUUUCAGAAUUUGUCAUCUAUGGCAGAAUUAUGUCGAAGGUUAGUAGAGACAGAAAAGUCACAGGUAUAUCCUCUUAUUGAUCAAUUGAUUCACCUUGUUUUGACUCUUCCAGUGUCCACAGCAACUACUGAGUGA
Quercus robur (English oak) is the source of this 1692-nucleotide messenger RNA. RefSeq lists its product as uncharacterized. Lineage: Eukaryota; Viridiplantae; Streptophyta; Magnoliopsida; Fagales; Fagaceae. The transcript is spliced from 3 exons. The record is from RefSeq and is a predicted model, not a curated record. The coding region runs from base 1 to 1692 and encodes 563 amino acids.